Messenger RNA from Leptopilina boulardi, 1542 nucleotides. RefSeq names its product facilitated trehalose transporter Tret1-like. NCBI's taxonomy places the organism in Eukaryota, Metazoa, Arthropoda, Insecta, Hymenoptera, Figitidae. The record is from RefSeq and is a predicted model, not a curated record. Gene Ontology annotation, cellular component: membrane. Gene Ontology annotation, biological process: transmembrane transport. The transcript has 2 exons. Bases 100 to 1542 code for a protein of 480 amino acids. Gene Ontology annotation, molecular function: transmembrane transporter activity.
UGAAUUCAAUACAUAUUUAAAAAUUUCUUUUUGCACUUUUUUUUUUGUUUUAAUCAAAUCAUUUAAAAAUGGAAAAAUAGUGAAAUAUAUGAAUGAAAGAUGAAAAUUUUUGUGCCUAUUUCACAAAAACGAAAAAGUCUUUUGAUCCAAAUUGCAAUUACUAUUUGUGUUUCGUUUACGUCAAUUGGUUGUGGUACAAGUCUUUCAUGGACAUCGCCCGCAUUACCAUAUUUAAAAACAAAUAAUUCCAAAAUUCCAAUAUCAGAAUUCGAAGGAUCAUGGAUAGCAUCAACUUUAGAUAUUGGCGGUGUUAUUGGAAAUUUAAUAAAUCCACUUUUUUCCCCAUUUAUGGGACGUAAAUAUUGUCUAGCAAUAUCAACUUUAUUUCAAAUAAUUUCAUGGCUAAUGAUUAUUUUUGCAUAUAAUGUGAAAAUUUUAUAUGCAUCACGAUUUAUUAAUGGUUUGGCAAAUUCGAUAGCAAUAAAUUUUGCCAUGAUGUAUAUUGGUGAAAUUGCAGAAAAAAAUAUAAGAGGAAUAUUACUUUUAAUAUUGAGAAUAAGCUUACAGAGUGGUAGCUUAAUUGUCCUUAUAUUUGGGGCAUAUCUUCCUUAUAAUAUAAUGAAUUUAUCAGUCCUUUUAAUGCCACUUUUAUAUAUAAUUACAUUUGCCUUUAUUCCUGAGAGUCCAUAUUAUCUAUUAUUACACGAUAAAAUGAAAGAGGCACAAAAUUCUUUAAUUCAAUUAAAUGGAACAAAUAAUUGUGAAAUUAUUGACAAUGAAAUUUAUCGAAUUAAUUCAAUGGUUAAAAAUGCAAAAGAAACUAAAACAUUGGCAUUGUGGGAUUUAUUUUAUUUAAAAGGCAAUAGAAAAGGAUUUUUUCUUUUAAUUUUAUUGCAUUCAACAAAAACAUUGUCGGGAAGAUAUGCAAUUGCUGCUUAUACACAAGAAAUAUUUAGUUAUAGUGGAUUUUCAUUGGCACCUGAAUUAUCAGCGAUAUUAUAUACAAUUGUUACAUUAUUAAUGUUAUUGAUUGUAUCACAAUUUAUUGAACGUAUUGGAAGAAGAAAAAUUGUUCUUUAUUCGUCAAUAUUCUCUUCAAUUGGCUUAAUAAUUGUGGGAUUAUUUUUUUUUAUUAAAUUUUCACUUAAUUUUGAUGUAAAUUCAAUAACAUGGUUACCAUUGUUUGGUUUAAUAUUUUAUAAUAUUGCCUCAACAUUGGGAGUUGGUUCAUUAACAUAUGUUAUAACAGGUGAAAUUUUUUCACUUUAUAUUAAAGUAACAGCUAUUACAUGCUCGGCAAUUAUUGCCGAUAUUAUGAUAUUUUUUGUUAAACUCUCAUUUCAAUGGAUGAAUAAUAUAAUUGGUAUUUAUACAACAUUUUGGAUUUAUUCCAUUUGUUGUUUUAGUGGUGGAAUUAUAUUUUUUAUAUUUUCACCUGAAACUAAAGGUAAAACAUUAGAAGAAAUUCAAGAUAUUUUACAUUUAUCGAAUAAAAAAAAUAUUGAUAAAAAUUCAAAUUCAUUUGUUUGGACAAAAUUAUGA